Molecule: messenger RNA, 1412 nt
Organism: Aspergillus welwitschiae
Lineage: Eukaryota; Fungi; Ascomycota; Eurotiomycetes; Eurotiales; Aspergillaceae
Gene: htz1
Product: histone H2AZ
Exons: 3
Coding region: 296-712 (138 amino acids)
Cellular component (GO): nucleosome
Molecular function (GO): DNA binding; protein heterodimerization activity; structural constituent of chromatin
Source: RefSeq, a predicted model, not a curated record
CUUGUCCAUCGCUGCCUCUGUAACGGCGACCAACAACGACCUCGCCCGUUAUGACAUCUCCGUGGUUGGAAGCUGAGCAGGUUUCCCAAAACGGACUAGCGCCGCUUCACGGUCGACGCCCGUCUUUAGCGACCAGGAUGGCUCUGACAUUUCUGACUCCUUCAUCCAUCAACAACGCGCGUGCUUGUGCUGCAUCGGAUCGCACCAACAUCCACCAUCACGCUCUACCACUUCUAAUCCUCGACUGACGCGACAUUUUCGCCCCUGCGGCCCCAACUCUCGACGAUUUUACAAAAUGCCUGGUGGAAAGGGAAAGUCUAUCGGUGGAAAGGCCGGCUCCAAGGACUCUGCGGGGAAGAGCCAGAAGUCCCACAGCGCAAAGGCUGGUCUGCAGUUCCCUUGCGGUCGUGUUAAGCGCUUUUUGAAGAACAACACCCAGAACAAGAUGCGCGUUGGCGCCAAAGCCGCCGUGUAUGUCACUGCUGUUCUCGAAUAUCUGACUGCGGAAGUUCUCGAAUUGGCCGGAAACGCUGCCAAGGAUCUCAAAGUCAAGCGUAUCACCCCGCGUCAUCUGCAACUCGCCAUCCGUGGAGAUGAGGAGCUGGAUACCCUGAUCCGCGCCACUAUUGCCUUCGGAGGUGUUCUGCCGCGCAUCAACCGCGCGCUCUUGCUGAAGGUGGAGCAAAAGAAGAAGAACAAGACUGAGGCUUAAAUGAUGGUGGAUACCCGACGAACUCCGGCGUUUGGUGAUUGAAUGAUCGUUAAAGGGAAAAAGCUAGGAACGGGUUCUUUACUGUGAUCAUGAUGCUACCUCCACCCCUCUGCAAAACCACACCCGAACAGGGAGGCAAGGUCAUGUCCUUCUGACGAACAAAAAAAGCCCACCUUCUAUUCUCGUGACGCUGCGAAGCUCGAGAUGAUAUUUUUCCAAGUUCUUCCUUGCUUCCCCCCAUCUUUUAUUUUAUCAUUAUUAUUUAUCUCCCCUGACAGCUUGAUGUCUUUUGUGUAUUCCGUGUUUCAUGUCAAAUUUUCCAAGGGCGCUGUAAUGGGAAAAAGGGGAUAUGUUUCGGUAGUGGGAAAGUUAUUAUUAUUUCCAUGAUUUUUUUUUUCUUUCAUUUUACCCCUUUUGUUUCUGUACUCUUGUGUCUUCUCUUAAUAUUAACGGGUCUGUACGAGUCUACCUUUUUCUUCACCUCCUUUCCUCUUAUCUUCUUUCUAUUGUGACCCAUUCAUUCAUGCCCUGGUGAUAUAUUAAGUGAAUGGGUGAGUGGAUGGUGUUUAUAGGAGUCGUACUACAUGAGUAUGGUGUGAGUAGAUCUUACUACCUUCAGUAACAUUACUUGAACCCGCUUGUAUGGAAAUAAACAUUAGUAUUAUCGUACGUAUAUGUUCAAAGCCUGAUAUCAUAUUAU